Molecule: messenger RNA, 1099 nt
Organism: Gymnodraco acuticeps
Lineage: Eukaryota; Metazoa; Chordata; Actinopteri; Perciformes; Bathydraconidae
Exons: 5
Coding region: 88-402 (104 amino acids)
Source: RefSeq, a predicted model, not a curated record
GAGGCGCACCUCGCUCCUCGCGCGUCCUUCUCAGGUGAGAGGAAAACAUGAUGGACGGAUGAAGUCUGACCGCACACAGCCUCAAAAAUGUGGACGGAUGUGAAAAACAGCAGCAGGACUGUAACCAGCGGCGGGAACAGCUCGAUGAUGGUUGACUCAGAUCUGACACUUUUACAGAAUGCUCAACACAGAAAUGGUUCAACUGCAGCUGCUACUCGUCCUUCACACACAGAGGACUCUUUAACUAGCAGCAGUGGAAUCAUCCCAGGUGCCAUUGCAGCCACAGUGUUCAUUGCCUUUCUACUUGCUCUCUACGCUGUCCUCUGGAAGUGCAUGGUGUCGCCACCACAAAGAAAGCACUGCAAGGUGAGGGUGAGAGUAAAACAGAGGACGUCUGUGUGAAGACUGGCUGCCAGUUUGGAUCUUAAUGGUGCGGACUAAAAUCUUAGAGCAAACACAGCCCAGAGAAAAGCACCAGAGUGACAACAUGUCGCUGAAGAAGAUCCUUCUUAUGGAUGAAAGGUCAAAUCACAAAAAACUGUGUUCCCUCAGCGGUCUGCUGGGGGCUCCUGUUGACUCAGAGCUCCAUGUUGAUGUCUAACACUUGUUUGGCAGGUCAGAUCGUGCUGAUUUGUCUGUGACUCUGCACUACUGAGGGACCAACAAGCUGUGUCUGAUAGAGAGGUUGUGGUCAAUUUAGUUUAUGUGGAUUUUUCUGCAUGCUUUGUACAGUUGCAUUUAAAUAUGUCCUCUUUUAUGGGUUCUAUUUUUAUCUGUUCUAAUUUCUUUAAGAUUUCUUAGGUACACUACUAAUGCUGCCAGAGUGUUAUAUAUUAGGACUAUCAGCCAAGCAGCUCUCCCUGGGUAUUUAGACAGCAUUCACUUUGGAAUUAGAAAACUGACUAUGAUUUUUGUUUUAUAUUAUCCUCUAUUGUCUUCUUUGAAAUCCACACUAAAAUCAGGAUGUUGUAACUACUGUAUGACUUUUGAGUCUCUCUAAUAAACUGUGACUUUUUUACAUCAAUGUGAAUAUCUGUAAAUGCUUAUAUGUGACUAAGUCAAAAAUGUAAUGAAGCUUCAAUGAAUAUCAUUUUUCUUC